AUGACUACACCUGUUAUUAAAUCUCUGUUAGAUACAGAUAUGUACAAGUUAACCAUGCAUGCCGCUGUAUUUACAAAUUUUCCAGAAUCUAAAGUUGUUUACAAAUAUACUAAUAGGUCAUCUCAGAUGAAAUUUACCUUGGAUGGUAUCAAUUGGUUAAAAGAACAAUUUCAUUCAUUAGCAAAUCUAACAUUCACAGCAGAGGACAUUCAGUAUUUAAAGACUGUAAUUCCUUAUCUACCAUAUAAUUAUAUCCAAUACAUUUCAAGUCCCGAAUUUAAGCUUAAACCUGAUGAGCAAAUUAAAUUUACUUAUGAGGCUGCUUCAGAAGGCGAUAUAAACGAUACCACAGGUAAACAAUUUUACGAUCUGCACAUCUUUGUUGAAGGCUUUUGGAAAGAAACUAUAUUGUAUGAAAUUCCAAUUUUAGCUUUAGUUUCUGAAGCAUACUUUAAGUUUACAGAAACUGAUUGGUCUUAUGAAAAUCAAGUUGAAAUUGCCUAUCAAAAGGCUAAAACUCUUUUCCAGAACAACGCUAAGUUUAGCGAAUUUGGUACUAGACGUCGUAGAUCUUACCGUACUCAAGAAUUGGUCCUUCAGGGCAUAAUGAAAGCUGUAAAUGAAAAUGCAGAAGUCAAUAGUAAAUUGUUUUUGGGUACCUCAAAUGUUUUAUUUGCCAAAGAAUUUAAUGUCAAACCAAUUGGAACCGUUGCCCAUGAAUGGAUUAUGGGUAUUGCUUCAAUCACCGGUGAUUAUGUCAACGCAAAUAAGAAUUCCAUGAAAUAUUGGGUUGAAACUUUCGGUUUAGACAAUGCCGGUUUAGCUUUAACAGAUACGUUUGGCACAGAAGAUUUCCUAAAAUCAUUUAUUCCACCUUACUCAGAUAAAUAUGUUGGUGUUAGACAAGAUUCAGGCGAUCCAGAAGAAUACACAAAGAAAAUCGCUCAUCAUUAUCAUCAUGUCUUAAAACUUCCUAAGGAUACUAAAGUAAUUUGUUAUUCUGAUUCAUUAAACCCAGAGAAAGCUAUCCAUUACGCUGCUAUUGCAAAGGAACAUGGUUUAGUACCUACCUUUGGUAUUGGUACGAAUUUCACAAAUGAUUUUUACAAGAAGACUAAUUCUUCGAUAAUAAGUGAACCAUUAAAUAUCGUACUUAAAUUAUUGGAAUUGAAUGGAAAUCAUGCAAUUAAGAUUUCAGAUAAUAUUGGGAAAAAUAUGGGUGAUCCAGAAACCAUUAAGAAAGUUAAGGAGGUCUUAGGUUAUUCUGAAAAGGGAUGGAUUGGAGACAAUGAAGCCCAUAGAUGGUCAGCAUGA
Messenger RNA from Tetrapisispora phaffii CBS 4417, 1314 nucleotides. It is a transcript of the gene NPT1, whose product is annotated as nicotinate phosphoribosyltransferase. The record is from RefSeq and is a predicted model, not a curated record. Bases 1 to 1314 code for a protein of 437 amino acids. NCBI's taxonomy places the organism in Eukaryota, Fungi, Ascomycota, Saccharomycetes, Saccharomycetales, Saccharomycetaceae. The transcript has a single exon. Gene Ontology annotation, molecular function: nicotinate phosphoribosyltransferase activity. Gene Ontology annotation, biological process: NAD+ biosynthetic process.